CCAGGAUUAUCAUUUGGUUUGCAGUCAGAAUUACUGACAGGGUUGCUGGAAGGUCUGGUGUCAGGAGUGCUGAUUGGUUGGCAGUCAGGAUUGCUGACAGGGUUGCUGGAAGGUCUGGUGUCAGGAGUGCUGCUUGGUUUGCAGUCAGGAUUGCUGACAGGGUUGCUGGAAGGUCUGCUGUCAGGAGUGCUACUUGGUUUGCAGUCAGGAUUGCUGACAGGGUUGCUGGAAGGUCUGCUGUCGGGAGUGCUGCUUGGUUUGCAGUCAGGAUUGCUGACAGGGUUGCUGGAAGGUCUGGUGUCAGGAGUGCUGCUUGGUUUGCAGUCAGGAUUGCUGACAGGGUUGCUGGAAGGUCUGGUGUCAGGAGUGCUGAUUGGUUGGCAGUCAGGAUUGCUGACAGGGUUGCUGGAAGGUCUGGUGUCAGGAGUGCUGAUUGGUUGGCAGUCAGGAUUGCUGACAGGGUUGCUGGAAGGUCUGGUGUCAGGAGUGCUGCUUGGUUUGCAGUCAGGAUUGCUCACAGGGCUACAGGCACGAUUGCUGACAAGGCUGCUGAUUGGUUGGCUGUCAGGAUUGCUGACAGGGUUGCCGGAAGGUCAGGUGUCAGGAGUGCUGCUUGGUUUGCAGUCAGGAUUGCUGACAAGGUUGCUGGAAGGUCUGGUAUCAGGAGUGCUGCUUAGUUUGCAGUCAGGAUUGCCAACAGGGCUACAGGCAUGAUUGCUGGCAGGGUUACUGAUUGGUUGGCAGUCAGGAUUGCUGACAGGAUUGUCAUCAAAAUCACUUCCAGGUUUACAAGCAUGGUCGAUACAAGGUUUUCUGUCACUAUUAACACUGAAAUAGUAUGACUUUUCCCACUCGCCAUGAUCAUACCUCAUGAGUGGGAAUUGACCUGGAACCAGGACACAGUGCUUUUUCUCUGUGUAUUCAUAAUUACAGUAGUCUGGACCAAAUAAAUCAGACAGCAGUUGAUCUAUCCUUCCAAUCCAUGCUUGUUCUUCCCCUGACCAGGUCAUCCUUUUGGGCCUCCAUCCACAUCCUCGAUAGUAGAAGGGCUUUCCUAAAACAAAAAAAGCCAUACAAGAGGCCUGUGAGGUGUGUCUGAAUAAUUGCAUUUUUGUAUUUCAUAUAACUAUUAUUUUAUUCAACACUCUUCACUUUUCAUUGGCAGAACAUAAAUCUUCACUUUCAUGAACAAAAAUUCCAUGCAACAGGAAAAUUUCGUUUUUGUGCAGGAAUUUUCAUUUCAAGUACUCAAUGCUUCAUCAGUAUAAAGCAGCGUUCAAUUUUAGACACACUAUCUAGAGAGGGUAAGUGUAAAAUGAAACCUGCAGAGGAUGGUGUAAAAUUGUUCAAGUAUUCUAAAGAAGAGUUUGCCAUGUGGCUGGACUUUGGCAAUAUCUGAAGCUCAGUCUGCCAGCAGCACUGUUGCAAAUGACAUAUAACAGGGAUAGUAUCAAGAUGUUACAAAUUGGAAAUUGGAAAUUUGUAACAAAUUGGAAGCAAAUUAUAUUCACCACAAAGGAACCAACAAAAGGUA
Messenger RNA from Orbicella faveolata, 1534 nucleotides. RefSeq lists its product as uncharacterized. NCBI's taxonomy places the organism in Eukaryota, Metazoa, Cnidaria, Anthozoa, Scleractinia, Merulinidae. The record is from RefSeq and is a predicted model, not a curated record.